Messenger RNA from Podarcis lilfordi (Lilford's wall lizard), 19253 nucleotides. The record is from the annotation of a GenBank genome assembly. NCBI's taxonomy places the organism in Eukaryota, Metazoa, Chordata, Lepidosauria, Squamata, Lacertidae.
AUGGCGGCGGUGGUGGAAGUGGAGGUUGGGGGCCCCCUGGACCGCGACGUGGAGGAGGUGAGGGCGGGGCUUGCUGCCCCACGGCGGCGGGGGGAGGGGCCUAUGUGGGGGGAGGGGUGGGGGGCGGAGGUUGGGGGGCUCCGGAGGGGGAGGGGCAGCAUCCUAACCGCCGGUAGGAUUAUUGCUAUUAAUACUAUUAUUACUGUUGCCACAUCAUUAACAGCAUCAUUGUCAUUUUUCUUAAUUAAAUAUAAUCUCAGGGGACCUCAGCCUUUGCCACUUAAUGCUCGGUUUAACCUCCACCCGCUUCUUAGCUUAAACCCUUAUUUUAUUUUAUUUUAUUUUAUUUUAUUUUAUUUUAUUGGUAGCACCUUAUCCCUUUUGGUUUCUCCAUUGCAUUUCCUUCCCCUGACAGACAAAAUCCUCUCCCCUUCCUCAGAGGGAUCCACGUACCCCCCUCGCCCCCACUCCCCCAGCUCCAUUCCUCCCCCGGGCCAAUCUCAAUUGGCCCUCACAACAGUCCUGCCAGGUAGGCUGGGCUGCGGCCGGCCCAAGGUCGCCCAGGGAGCGCCAUAGCUGCCGCCCAAGUCUGGACCCCGAGACUUUGCCAUCUCUCUCUCUCUCCCCGUCCCUCCUCUCAGACCAAAGAAUCAUAGAGUCGGAAUGGGACCCCUGCAAGUCAUCUAGUCCAACCCACUGCAAGGCAGGAAUCUCAGCAAAAGCAUCCAUGACAGCAUCCAACCUCUGCUUCCGCCACCUUCUGAGGGAGUCCGUUCCGCUGCUGAACAGCUCUUACCAUCGGAAAUUUAGUCGGAAUCUCCUUUCUUGCAACUUGAAGCCAUUGCUUUCGGUCCUAGCCUCUGAAACAGUAGAAAACAAGCUUGUUCCCAGAAGACAGAACUUCAAGCACAUACUGUGUUUUUAUAUGUGCCGGAAGCCCCCCAGAGUGGCUGGGGCAACCCAGUCAGAUGGGUGGGGUACAAAUAAACUAUUACUGUAUUUUUUGCUCUAUAAGACUCACUUUUCCCCUCCUAAAAAGUAAGGGGAAAUGUGUGUGCGUCUUAUGGAGCGAAUGCAGGCUGCGCAGCUAUCCCAGAAGCCAGAACAGCAAGAGGGAUUGCUGCUUUCACUGCACAGUGACCCCUCUUGCUGUUCUGGCUUCUGAGAUUCAGAAUAUUUUUUUUUCUUGUUUUCCUCCUCCAAAAACUAGGUGCGUCUUGUGGUCUGGUGCGUCUUAUAGAGCGAAAAAUACGGUAUAUCCAUGUGACAGCCCUUGAGAUAUUUGAAGACGGCUUUUCUAUCUCCUCUCAGUCUUAUCUUUUACAGGCUAAACAUGCCCAGCUUUUUCAACCGUUCCUCAUCAGGCUUGGUUUCCAGACCCUUGUUCCUCUUGGUCACUCUCCUCUGCACACAGCUUGUCAAUAUCCUUCUUAAACCAGGGUGCCCAGAACAGGACACAGAGCUCCAGGUUUGCUAUGAAAUUAGCUGUGAUUCCUUCAUUCCUGGGGGUUGAGUUACUAGGAUCCUCUGAGUCCCUUCCAACUCUAUAAUUCUGUUGUUUUAAAUCCAGUGUCACAUUCCUUUCCCAAUACCCAGGGUAAUCACACCUUUUUGCUGCUGCUACAGUUGCUGUUGCACAUAUAGUGUGAUUACCAAUGAGUGGGGCUUCAACAUACAGCAUAAGCAGAGAAACAGGUCCCUGCCCCGAGGAACAUGCAGUGUUAAAAAUGUCACAGAGGCAGGGGAGGAGUAACAAAGAAAGAACCUUAAAAGGGCCUUGUUGCUAGAUCAGACCAAAGGGCGUCCAUCUAGGUCAUCAUCAAUUGUAUUAUAUUAUUAUUAUUAAUUGAAUUUGUAUACUGCCCUGUACCCAUAGGUCUCAGGGCAGUUCACAACAUAAAAUCACAAUAGAAAAAAAGACAAAAUCUUUCUCCCUGCAAUGGGAAGCCCAGAGGCAGGACAUGAAAGCAGCAGCACUUUCCUCUACUUGGAUUCCCCAGUGGCUGGUAUUCAGAAAGACACCAGACCUCUAGUGGAGCCGGCCCAGUAGGGAAAAUGGGGCAUUGUCCCACCAACCUCAGUCUGCCCUCCGCCAACCUUCACGUGCCUUCUUACAACAGUCCAACAGGUGGCCCUGCCUACCAGCUUCCUCCUCCUCUGCCUCAGUGUCGCCCUUGAUGAACUCAGCAGGAUGGAGACAAAACUAGAAGCCGUUGGCAUAGGCUUUGCCUACUGCUUGCCUCCCUGCCUUCCGCCUCACCAGGCCAGCGGGCACCAGCCAUCACUGGCUGCCUCUCAUAUUGGAAGUAUUUUUUAAUAUACCGUAUUUUUUGCUCCAUAAGACUCACUUUUUCCCUCCUAAAAAGUAAGGGGAAAUGCGUGUGCGUCUUAUGGAGCGAAUGCAGGCUGUGCAGCUAUCCCAGAAGCCAGAACAGCAAGAGGGAUUGCUGCUUUCACUGCACAGCGAUCCCUCUUGCUGUUCUGGCUUCUGAGAUUCAGAAUAUUUUUUUUCUUGUUUUCCUCCUCCAAAAACUAGGUGCGUCUUAUGGUCUGGUGCAUCUUAUAGAGCGAAAAAUAUGGUAAUUUGUAUACUGUGUAACUGCAGUAGGCUACGCAGCUUACAAAGAUGCAAUACAAAAUAAAAACAAGUUAAAACUGUAAAAUCAAGCUGCUGUUAAAAUGCCUACUGAUAUUUUCUUUAAAUGUCCACUUUAUUUAUUUGAGUAUUUAUGAAGUGUACUUUAUUUUAAAUGAAAACCAUUUUUAAAAGUCAGACAUAUCAGUAAAACCUGGUUGCCAUCCUGGCUGGUUGCUGUUGAUAGCCUUAUUGCUCAGUUCAGUUCUGCGUACCUAGGAUUGUUUUCCAAGAGACAUAAGAUUGAGAGUGAGGCAGAGAUUGCAUAUGUUCAUUUAAAAACUUCUAGUUCCUGACUUGUCUAAGAUAAGUGUGAAAUUAGACAAAGGAAACUCCUGGUUUCUUGAGCAGUCUAGGAUGUGGUAUUUGAGGAAAAGCUUCCAUGGAUUCUCCUUUUUUAGAAACAAGAAGUUAGUUACAUAACUUCUGCAAACUGCAAAAUUAAGAAAUUGUAUAUUUCAGAAUAAGUGAAUAUGCAAUCCUUCUCCUGUUAAUACUUGGAUAUUCCAGUAAUUUGGGGGCUAAUAGGAAGACAGAGGUCAGCAAACUGCAAUAAGAGGAGCUGGGGUUAGACAGGGAAGGAAGCAGAGUCAUGCAGUGCUUUUCUCCUCAUUUCUGCCUGCAGAUGGAGUUGCUGAUAGAUAAUAAUUCUGCUGUACUUUUACUACACAAGGAACAUUGGUGCACGAGGAUCCAUGGCAGUGGCAGUGCACAGGCGAGCCCUGGGCAUGUGGGCAGGACCCGUGUGCGGCUGCCUCCAAUGUUGGCACUAUGGGGCACCUACAGCAAUGUGGGGGAAGCCCAUGUCAAUGUGUCCCUCUGAGCAAGAAACCGUGUUUACUUGAGUAGGUUGCUGGCAGUCACUUCCGGCACCUUCAAAGAUAACUGCAGACACCUCAGAGCUUCUCAUUUGACAUUAAGAGAUCUGAUGAGCGGGUUUAUAGCUGGGCUUCUUUCCCUCUUGCAUGGAAAAAGGUUGUUUUCCUGCCCUGCUUGUUAGCUGGGCAAAGAGACUCCUGCUGCAGGAUCAGCCUUCUUCGUUAGCUGAGUUGGUGAGGGAGUUGGCCCACUUUCCUCCGUGUGGCAGUAAAUAGCAAGAUCUGCUCUGCCUGCCGCCUCGUGUUGCAAGCAGCUGCUUAAGUCAUGAUUGCUCUUGCCUGCUCUUUCCUCCUUGCUUGUCCUUUUGCCCUCUGUAAGGUAAGCCCCGGCACAGGCUACCUGUUGCCACGUACAGCCAGGGUGGGGCUAAUGCUCGGUCUGUUUUUUUGUUAUUCACAUCCCUGCGAUCCACCAGCUGCAUCUUAAAUUUACGGUGCGAGAGGGGGCCUUAGUGGUCCGCUGACCUUUAAGGAGCAUGACUCAGUGUGUGACUGGUGAUCCUAAAUAUGCACAUGCUUGCUAGCUGGAGGAGUCCUCAGAGUCCAGCACUUGUUGCAAGAAUCCGGAAGUUGGCCCUGGUCCACCGGUGGAUUGAAAUUCUGCCUCUUGCCUUAAAAUAUUUUGCUGUGCCAAGGUGGACUAAAGCAGGUCUCCUAAAGACCAUACACGUUUCUCAUGACCAAAAGGCCUUUGCUGUAAAAUUCUGAGCGUUUUUGAUUCUCGUGGUUUUAAAGGGAGUUGGCUCAAUUUUUCAAGAGUGCAGAGAAAAAUCAGAAACAAGGAGAAACCACAACGGUGUCUUAUCUGUAAAAUCUGCUGGUCUUUUAGGAGCUAAUAUAUGACUGUGCAUAGUAGCUGGGUAGACGCAUUUUGCUUCAGGUUCUUGAUCUUUUCAGAUUAUCACUUAGUCUAAACCUUAUUGCAUGCUUACACAGGAGUAAGGUCCUCUGAACUCAUUCUGAGACAGCAUAUAUAAGAUUUCACUGUUAAAAGAUGUUUACUCUCCCCCCCUCUCCAACCUUUGGGAAAUCCUUGAAGUUGUGUUUUUUUAAAUAGUAUAAUCUUUCCAGAUAAUCUUCUGGCCAUCAUUCAACCUCAUUUUAAAUUAUUGAGCUCCAGACAGGCAGCUCCUUUGUGCAAAAGAGACAGCUGCCUCCCUUCAGCCUUGCACAGAAACCUGUGAGGCGAUGAGCUACACACAGGAGCCCCAUCAAACUCUCACACCACCCCAGAGUCAAAAUUAGAUUGUAAUCUCUUUGGGGGUAGGGACCUGCCAUUUUGGUAAAAAGUGCAGUGGGGCAUAGAUGGUGCCGACAAAAUUCCACACGACCCCCAGGGAAGCGUGUGUGUGUGUGUUUGGCACUUCUCUAAGAAUCUUCCCUAGCCUCUCCUAGAAGGUGACCUAACAAUACAGGUGGAAUCUGUUGGGCUGCAAAGGUUCUGUAUGUUUCUCAGCGAAGGGGGGGGGGGUUGGAAGGCCGAUUGGCAUUUCACAGAGGCCGAGUUUGCAGAAGGGAGUCGAAGGUCAGCCAUGCUUGUCUGCUUUGAAGAGUUGAGAUGGCUGUCCUAAAGGUGAGUGGCGUGGUUGAUGGCAAGUCUCUCUAUAGCUAUGCCUGUCUUGCACUAAAGCAGAGAAGCCAUGGCGACAGCAAAUAGAUUCUUCAAGAUGCCACAAGUACUUUGUGCUGCAGCAACACAGCUACCCCUGGGUAACUUGAGAGAGACUUCCAGAUAGGGGUUGAAUGAUCUUGGUGCCUGGAUCCCUCGGAAAACGUAGCGGAUGAAUCAGGUUACACAUGUGUAUUCCUGUGUCAUUUACCAGCGUGUGAUAAUGAGGUCUCAAGCUCCCUGGGAUUCCAUGCUGGCAAAAGAGUACAUGUGAAUCUGCCCAGAAUGGAGGGAAUAAUUGAAUAUUGUUGGCGCAGCGCUAAAUCCCUUCUGGGAUCUUGGCAUCCCUGCAUGAAGUGCUGCUGAACACUUGACGGGGCAACUCAGUCAGAUGGGCGGGGUACAAAUAAUAAUAAAUUAUUAUUCUUAUUGUUGCUGUUAUUGCUUAAGGGUUCUGGGGAUGCAGGUGGCACUGUGGUCUAAACCACAGAGCCUAGGGCUUGCCAAUCAGAAGGUCGGCAGUUCGAAUCUCCACAACGGGGUGAGCUCCCGUUGCUCGGUCCCUGCUCCUGCCAACCUAGCAGUUCGAAAGCACAUCAAAGUGCAAGUAGAUAAAUAGGUACCGCUCCGACGGGAAGGUAAACGGUGUUUCUGUGCGCUGCUUUGGUUUCACCAGAAGCGGCUUAGUCAUGCUGGCCACAUGACCCGGAAGCUCCAACAGCCAAUAAAGCGAGAUGAGCGCCGCAACCCCAGAGUCGGCCACGACCGGACCUAAUUUACCCUUUACCUUUAAUGGCUUAAUUUUGAAAUGAAAUCUCAUUUCAGUUAGAUGUGGUUCAUUUUAUGUAUGGCAGGGAUAACCAAUGUCAUACCUUGCAGACAUGUUGGAGUCCAACCCCCAUUAGCCCCCCUUGUGCCUGUUCUGGUGUGAGCUGAUGGGAGCUGUAGUCCAACCCCUCUGGAGGGUGCCAGGUUGGGCAAGGCUGUUCAUGGGAUGGCUCUGUGCAGGGUGCAGUAGUAACUGGCAUGCGAAAUGAGAGAAUGUCAUGUUUUUAUUCCAGGAUCUAAGUUCACACUUCUAAUUUAAGAAAAGUAUUUUGAAAGAAAACCACUUGGUGCUCGUGGAGCACCUCAAGCCUCCAUCAAACUUCGCUUUGCAUUCCAGAGAGAUCCGGGGCCAAAUCAGUUCUGCCUCCUUACCGACUCUAAAGUGUGUUUGGUGGGAGGGCUUGACUUCUUUCCACCAAAGAGCUGGAAGCAGGAGAGUGUUGGGGAAGGAGUGGGUUUAGCGCCCCUCCUCUGGACAUGCCUUUUGAUGUAUGUAUGCCCCUCCCUCCCCCUGGUUUGUAGCCAAAGGUCUGUUAAAUGCAGGCACGCACAGACACACCGUGGGCUGUCCUUUGAACCCUGCCCCGUGGCACGUGGAGGGACCCAGGAGCAGUUUUUGUGCUUGGUUCUUCCUCGAGCUAGAGAUUGCUGCCUGCUCUCUCUCUCUCGCUCUCUCUUCCAGGCUUCUGCUGUAGCUGCUUGUUCUUGUCUCCCACAGGUUGAUUUAUCGCAUUUGGCUCCCGAGGAGAGAUGGAGGUGAGUGAAGAGCCUGCCUGCCUGCUUGCCUGCCUGCAAGGUUCAUGGACUUGUCAGAUGACACCUGUUUUCUCUUCUAUUGGGUCCUUAAAGACCAAGUUGCCUGCCUGGUGCAGUUUUCUUCAUGGCUGGUGCACAAAGCACUUGUGGAAACGUAAAAUUAUGCAGUUUGCAUGUGCCCCUCAAGAGAAUUUUCUGUCUCCUCCCUCUUCUCCAUCUUUGCAGGAGAGCUGAACUGCCGCUUCAUUUGUGGUCAUUUAAAACUUGACAGAUCCCGUGUUAAGAGGGUAUCUGGCAGAGCAGCAGGUCUGGACUUCAAACAGUUGAUGCAUUUGGGUGGUGGUUCCUUUAAAAGGGUCCUGCUCCCCUCCCUUGUUUUGACUGAGGGAGGCUGCCAUAGUUCAGCUUAGCUGCCCCCGGCGCUUGAGCCCACCGUUAGGCUGUGCCACCUCACUUCCUGUGCCAAACGCCGCCCAGCUUUGCAACCUGGACAAAUAGUGCCAGCCGGCCUGUUUCCAUUGCUUUUUUCCAGUACAUUGUUAUGCAUCUGCUACUUACUCUGUGUAAUUUUUAUUCACUUCGUAGCUCCUUUCCAUCCUUGUUUGUGUUCAAGGUGCCAAAGAUCAUAUUGGUCUGGCAUUUCGCUUCCUACAGGGGCCAAUUCAGGAACCUUCCUCCAUUUUAAGAACCCUGACCUAGUGCAAAAAAAGAAACAAAAAAAUGUUCAGCUCUCUGCCUUGCUUGGAUUUACCUUGUGCAGUUUCAGUAAGCCUCCCUCCAACCGCGUACGGUUGAAACCGCAAGAAGUUAAAUGUGUGCAAUCGUACUGUACCAAACUCCAUGUUUCCUGCAGCCCACGACCCACACACACAUACCUGCUUCCGGGUCUUCUUGCAGAGUCCCGUUUGCCAUGCAGGUGUGAUGCUGCCAAGCACCCUCUGUGCUUACCUGAGAUGCAAGAGCUGCACAGACCGUGAGUGUGCGAGAGACUGACUUGCUCUUCUCUCGUUCCAGGGUCGAACACGCUCGGAUGCAUGCCAAGCACCGCGGCCACGAGGCCAUGCACGCCGAAAUGGUCCUCAUCCUGAUCGCCACCCUGGUGGUGGCUCAGCUCCUCCUUGUGCAGUGGAAGCAGAGGCACCCCCGCUCCUAUAACGUAAGCUGCUCCCUCCCCAGGGUACAUGUUCUCGAGACCCCUCCACCAUCCUCACAGGGGUGCCACCUAUGGAAGCCCCACCUGAAAGGGGAUGAGGCUGCAUUCUGUAGAGGGAGCUGGAUGAGGAGGGGCUGGGCUUUGUGGCUGUGCCUCUGCUCCCUUUGGGCAGAAGCCCCACUCACAUGGUAUCCCACUGGGCAAGCAGCAAAAAACCCCAACGCAAAUAGUACACUAGAAAAUGUGGCUGAACCCAGCUUACAUUCUGUGUUUGGCAGUGGUAUAGUUCACUCCAUCUUCCAUCCUGGAGAUAUUUGAAGAUGGCUACCAUAUCUCCGGGGACGCGGGUGGCGCUGUGGUCUAAACCACAGAGCCUAGGGCUUGUCGAUCAGAAGGUCGGUGGUUCAAAUCCCCACGAUGGGGUCAGCUCCUGUUGUUCGGUACCAGCUCCUGCCAACCUAGCAGUUCGAAAGCACAUCAAGUGCAAGUAGAUAGUUACCACUCUGGCAGGAAGAUAAACGGCGUUUCCGUGCGCUGCUCUGGUUCUCCAGAAGCGGCUUAGUCCUGCUGGGCACAUGACCCGGAAGCUGUACGCCGGCUCCCUCGGCCAAUAAAGCGAGAUGAGCGCCGCAACCCCAGAGUCGGACACAACUGGACCUAAUGGUCAGGGGUACCUUUACCUUUACCUUUACCAUAUCUCCUCUCAGUCUCCUCUUUUCUAGGUUAAACCUCCCCAACUCCCUCAAUCGUUCCUCCUAAGGCUUGGAUUCCAGACCCUGGAUCCUCCAGGUUGUCGACAUCCUCCUUAAAUCGCGUUGCCCAGAACUCUUUCCUUCUCUUCCCUUGCUACAGAUGGUGACCCUCUUCCAGAUGUGGGUUGUGCCCCUCUACUUCACAGUGAAGCUGCACUGGUGGCGGUUCCUGGUGAUCUGGGUCUUCUUUUCCGUCGUCACAGCUUUCGUCACGUUCAGAGCAACACGCAAACCUCUCGUCCAGACGACUCCCAGGUAAGCAGAAACCUCUUGGCUCUUACAUAAGAACGCUGCAGCCAGUGGCACACCAGGCCCAGCAUCCUGUUCUCUCAGUGCUUAACCAGACGCCCAAAGGGAAACCUGCAAACAAGAUUUGAGCACUAGAGCAACUCUCUCGCCUCCUGCGGUUUCCAGCAAUUCAGAAGCAUUGCUGCUCCCAGCUGUGGAGGCAGAGCAGAGCCAUCCUGGCCAGGAGCCAUCAAUAGCCCUCUCCUCCUCCUCUGUGAAUUUGUCCUAUCAUCUUUCAAAGCCAUCCAAAUUGGGGGCCAUCCCCUCCUCCUGCCGGAAGGAGUUCCAUAGUUUAACUCUGCGCUCCAUGAAGGACUUUCUUUUCUCUGCCCUGAAUCUGUGUUCCCGCUUCUCUCUUUUGCACGUAGGUUGGUGUACAAGUGGUUUCUGCUAAUAUACAAGAUCAGCUACGCCACAGGAAUUGUGGGCUACAUGGCUGUGAUGUUCACGCUCUUUGGGCUUAACCUAUUAUUCAGGUGAGAGAACUCCUCUGUUGUUGGCAUUGCAAGAGAUAUAGCUUUCAAGUCUCCCACUAGCUGCCAGAACUGCCCUCUUCAUAGAUGUGCCCUUGCCUUAGUAAAAAGGACCCCUGACUAUUAGGUCCAGUCGUGACCGACUCUGGGGUUGCGGCGCUCAUCUUGCUUUACUGGCCGAGGGAGCCGACGUACAGCUUCCGGGUCAUGUGGCCAGCAGGACUAAGCCACUUCUGGCGAACCAGAGCAGCACACAGAAACGCCAUUUACCUUCCCGCCGGAGCCGUACCUAUUUAUCUACUUGCACUUUGACGUGCUUUCGAACUGCUAGGUUGGCAGGAGCUGGGACCGAGCAACGGGAGCUCACCCCAUCAUUGCAGGGAUUCGAACAGCCAACCUUCUGAUCGGCAAGUCCUAGGCUCUGUGGUUUAACCCACAGCGCCACCCGCGUCCCCUUGCCUUAGUACAUGGCGUAUCAGAAGAAUAGUUUGGGGAAGUGGGAUGGGCAGUCGAAUGGGCACAAAUCUGGCAGCGCAGAGCAAGAUACGAGGGGUGCGGGGCUAUGAGAUGUUCAGCACUCGUAACCACUGCAUCCCGCUGGCUCUGCUCUACCCCUGUGAAAUGCUUAGAAAUCAGAAAAGGAGACAUUUUCCCAGCGUCAUCCUGUGAUCUGAGAGGCAUGCCCCAGGAAUAGGGACCAAGGAUCCCGGGGAGAGGAAUGUGAUUUGGAAGGCUGCGCUUUAGCGAUAUUAUUCAUGCUGCCUCAAAGCACCUUUUAUUGUCCAACUAAACAGCCAAGCCAGCCCUAAAUUAAGCAGGUGUGGUGCAGUUGCAGCAAAAGAUGUUCAGCCUCAAGGGGGUGAUCCCACACUCUCCCUUCGGCCCCUUCCUUCUGCUUCACUGUUGAAUUGGGGAGUCUGGAUGCUGAGCGUGACCCAGAAGAGAGACAAACCAUGGGCAGAACUACGGCCGCCCUGCGGUCCCUCAGUGCCCCUCACAGUCUGUCUCAUGAACGUGGUCAGCGGAUCUGAGCAUGAUCUGUGCCAGAAAGAGACCCAAAUCAUCCAGCGUUGGGGGCCGAGUGGCAAAGAGGAAUGGAGAGGAACAUAGGAAGCAGCAGCAGCCGCCAGGAGGGGGCGACGUGCAGCUCCUCCCCGUUUAAAUACUGGAAGGCUUGCUCCAUGUUUACUUCCUGACUUCUAGGAAUCCCACUCUCCUGGCAGACGCAAGCCUCUUUCUCUGUGAAAAGGAAGAAAUGCUAGCUGAUGUGUUCAGGGCACCAGUUCCGUGCCAGAUCCCUGAUUCUGCAUUAGCGCUGAGAAAUGCUGGGCAUGCAGAAGACAUUCAGAGAGUGCAGCACGGGGCAAAGUGAGGAAUCGGGGACCCGGGAGGAGGCCAAACCCCUAAGGCACCUGGUUUGCCUGAGCAUGCAGCUAGGAAGUCCCCCAGGCUCCCACCAGCCCCAUCCAUUGGCCCCGCUCGCCAGGGAGGGGGGUGGUUGUAGUCCCAGAAAAUCUGGGGGAACUACAGUUCCCAAGGGGCUGAUCCACAGAUGCGCUGGGAGUUUGUUCAUUUUGAAGUCUAAGCACCGUGCCUGCCCCUGAGCAUCUUGUCCUGAAGGGAGACAUUUUCCUGAGGCAGGCUCCCUCUGCCCCCGUAAGAGGUGAAAUUAAGCUGGCAUGAGAGAACCUGCAGCGUGGCUUCUGCGUGGGGUGUUCAGUAAAGGCCCUAGCAGUUGCCCUGAGCUGUCUGUCAGUGUGGGACUUACGAAAGGCUGUUCCCUUCGAUAGAAUCAAGCCAGAAGAUGGAAUGGACUUUGGGAUUUCUCUCCUCUUCUAUGGCCUCUAUUACGGAGUACUGGAGCGAGACUUUGCCGAGAUGUGUGCUGACUACAUGGCCUCCACUAUAGGGGUAAGAUUCAUGCAGGGCAAGCCGCGUUUUAGAGAAAAGGGUUAACGUAACCUUGGGAAACAAAAUAACAAACAUAAAUUUAGGAAAGCCAAGUAACGCUGUCCCAUUUGACACGGGGGUAGGCAAACCUUUGAAAAACCAACAAAUAAUCAGUGUUGAUGAAUUCUAGGUUUUAUACAGUGGUGCCUCACAAGACGAAAUUAAUCCGUUCCGCGAGUCUCUUCGUCUUGCGGUUUUUUCGUCUUGCGAAGCACGGCUAUUAGCGGCUUAGCGGCUAUUAACGGCUUAGUGGCUAUUAACGGCUUAGCGGCUUUAAGAAAAAGGAAACAAACUCGCAAGAACUCACAAGACGUUUCGUCUUGCGAAGCAAGCCCAUAGGGAAAUUCAUCUUGCGGAACGACUCAAAAAACGGAAAACUCUUUCGUCUUGCGAGGCACCACUGUACACUGGUGCAGAUAAAAGAGCGCUGUAAAUUGUCAGCGUUGGCAUUGGUGAUAAAUGCCCUCUUGAGUUUCUGCAUCCUCAGAUCCAUUUUUCAUCUCCUCUGAUAUGGCCAAGUCCCAACCAUUAGCAUACCCCAAACAAAUAUUUAGGUAUUGUAAUACUUUCCCCCUUUCAAGCAAUGGAUAAUCUGGCAGCAUCCAACAGCACAAGUCAGUCCUUUGGCCGAAUGUCCACGUUCAGAUCCUUAAAAACGGGCUGCAGAGAUAGUUGUGGAGCUCCCUUGAUAGGGUCCCAAGUAAUUUUAGAAAUUUAUUGAUGUGCUUCAGUCCAAAAGUUACAAACAAAGGGGGGUGGGGUGGGGGGAGUUGCUUAUAAUCCGAUCUUGUUGGUCACCAAGGGCUCACCCACACUUUCACUUGGCCCAUAUUUUGGUCAUAUUGUGUCCCGAUUAAUUCCCCACCCCCGGGUUCGAGAGCUUUUCUGGUCAUUCUGCAAAAAUCCAGUCUCACCCGCUGAACCAGAGAUUUUGCUCAAUCAAGUUUCAGUUCAGUGGGGAAGAUGGGAUUUUUGCAAGGCACAGAACGAGAACGGAAGAGGGAGCUAAGAGGCAUGAUGAUGGUGCCUGGCGGUGUUCCUGCCCCAACUGCCUUGAGGCUGCUCUUCCUGGGCAACAUCCUGCUUCUGUGAGCAGCUGAGGGCUGCUCUGCCCUGAGCUUGGGUGGCGGCUGAAUUCUGAGUGCCAAAGCCGCCUUUCACUUGGGGUUUCAGCUAAACAAGCGCCAGGUAUUGGACUAGUUUUUUACACCGGGCUGGGGACUUUUCCCUGGGCAAGGAGGCAUUUAAUGCUACAGAUGAUCUCAAUACCAGGAGGAUGAGCUGGCAGGUCAUGCUGUGAUCGCAGCAAAAGAGGGGGCUCUCUCUCUCUACCUCCGUGACAAACUUCAGCCACCAGUCGGUGCCAGAGAGCUUCUUUGAGAAGCACUCUUCAUAAUAGCCUCAGGACGCAAAGUGCAUCCACAUGGGGCAAACUGCGCCCUCGGUUUCUAGAGAGAGGCAUUCAGAGAUGUGUUCAUGACAGCCACGCUUGACACAUUCAAGGGUGAUCAGAUUUGUAGCCCCGAACCAUCUGGAGCAGCGGUCCUCAAACUACGGCCUGUGGGCCAGAUCUGGCCUGCCAGUGUCCUGGACCCUGCCCACCUUGCAGAUCGCUCCUGACACACACUCGCCUGCCGGCAAGGCCCGAGGCUCAGAAGUGGCUGGGCGGGAAGAGUCCUGAGGUAAAAGCGCGCGUGUGUAACAAAGCCUUGGUAAUGCGGUAGCUACCGCCACCACCAGCUGCUUGGUAACGGCGCGCUGCCCCUUUAAGUCGGCGGAGGAUGGGACGGUGGCAAAGGAACCCCUUCCACGCCAGCCCUUCCCCUCCUCCCUUCCCCUCAGGCCAGCUCCGUGCCCACCGGAGCAGUGCCUCGCCGGCUGGUUGCCUCCUUAUCGCACUCGCGGGUCCCGUGCGGCGGCCUUGGCAACCUUAAAAGUUAGGGAAGCCCCAAAAACACAGGCAAGAUAUGCAAAUAGAAUUAGCAAGAAGAGAAGCCUGAAUCACAACAGUUUAUUGUACAAGGGAAUCUCCACGUAAAUAGUGGUGGGUUAACCUUUCAAAUAAAGCUCUCCACCCACACUUCCCCAAGUCUGAAAAUAAACGUCAAUGCAGAGAAAGUCAUACGCAUGAGGAACAACAACAUCAAAAAUAACCCAGAAGAAAUGAAGUAUAAAAGUGACUCACAGCGCCUACAUCAAACUGGAAACAGAGUACCAAGUUUUAACCUCCUUAAUAAUACGUAGUAGUAAUAAUUUAUUAUAUGUGCAGUGUGCAUAGGAAUUCGUUCAUAUUUUUUUCAAACUAUAGUCCGGCCCCCAACAGUGUCUGAGGGACAGCGAACUGGCCCCCUGUUUAAAAAGUGUGAGGAACCCUGGCCUGGAGCGAGGGAGCCAGGCUGGAGAAAGCCUCUCUCAUUUCAUUGAUUACACUUCUUAGUCACUUGUGACCCAAAAGUCUCCAUUGAGAAAGAUACACAAUACAGAAUGUCAUGGUGGUUGGAGAGGGAAUCAUAUAAUACACGAAUGUUUCAUAUAGCAAACUGUUGGGAGAGGAAACAUACCAGCUGUAUAAAUAGUAGUGAACAACGUUAACAACACAGUGGUACCUUGGUUGUCAAACUUAAUCUGUACCGGAAGUAUAUUCAACUCCCAGAACCGUUCGAAAACCAAGGCGCGGCUUCCGAUUGGCUGCAGGAGCUUCCUGCACUCAAGCAGAAGUCGCGCCAGAUGUUCGGCUUCCAAAUUUUUUUCAAAAACCAGAACACUUACUUCCAAGUUUGUGGCAUUCGGGAGCUGAUUUGCUCAGGAGCCAAGCCAUUUGACAACCAAGGUACCACUAUGCUAAAAUAAUAAACACAGCAAUCAAAGAGUGACAAAGUAUCACCCCCUGACCCUUUUGCAGCCAGCCUCAGUUCCCUGGAUGAGGUCUUGCUUCUUGGGUGGGGGGGUCCUCCCAUGUGCUGUUGCCACCUGGCUGCGGUUACUCUGCGCUCUCGCCGCAGCCUUCAUCAUCACCGUAGUUCUUUCCUGAGCCGCUUUUCCACAGUUGUAGCCCUGCUCAAGGCAGCUUGCAAGACGAGAAGUUCACGUAAUAAUGAAAGCGUAACAAAAGUAGUCGUAAGCAGCAAAUAAAGACAUUUGAAGGCACGUGGAACAGAAUUAAGCAAUCCCCAGGAAAGAUCUAAAAAUAAAGAAAUGGGAAAUUAAUAACAGUAACAGUGAAACUGACGUAAAGGUAAAGGGACCCCUGACCAUUAGGUCCAGUCGUGGCUGACUCGGGUUGCGGCGCUCAUCUCGCUUUAUUGGCCGAGGGAGCUGGCGUACAGCUUCCAGGUCAUGUGGCCAGCAUGACUAAGCUGCUUCUGGCGAAACUAAAGCAGCGCACAGAAACACCAUUUAUCUUCCUGCCGGAGUGGUACCUAUUUAUCUACUUGCACUUUGACGUGCUUUCGAACUGCUAGGUUGGCAGGAGCAGGGACCGAGCAAUGGGAGCUCACCCCUUCGCGGGGAUUCGAACCGCCGACCUUCUGAUCGGCAAGUCCUGGGCUCUGUGGUUUAACCCACAGCGCCACCCGUGUCCCUGAAACUGACGUAUCCACAAUUAAAUCAUGACCCAGACUAAACCCCCUAAAGCGAGUCUGCAGAUCCUGAGAAGCAGGUCUUGAAGGACUCGCAUCCAAGGUGGUCUCUGGGGCUAGUUUGCUGGUAUUCCCCCCAGGAGGGAGCCUGAGUUGAGAUGCCUCCACUCACCCGGGUCCUCUGUGUCUUCCUCCCGGCCUCUCGGCGCCUGCGGAGCAGUUCUACAGCGCGUCAGGGAUGCCCACCAAGCACCUCUCGGACAGCGUCUGUGCCGUCUGUGGCCAGCAGAUCUUUGUGGACGUCAACGAAGAAGGGAUCAUCGAGAACACGUACAGGCUGUCCUGCAAUCACGUGUAUCCUUUGGCGGGGGUGCUCUCUGUAAUUCCGGCAUCGCCGGGGUGUGUGUGGACCAGGUGGUUCUUGGGGGCUCCUUCCAACCCGACAAUUCUGUGAUUCCACGGCCUCUGAAUAGAGUGGGCUGUCUGUCAUUGGAGGUUUCUAUGCAGAGAGUGGCUAGUUGAGAUUCCUGCAUUGCGGGGGGGGGGGUGGACUGGAUGAGCCUUGGGGGUCCCUUUCCAACUCUGCACAGUUCUACACUUCUAAGUGCUGACGUUCUCAUUCUUCAGAGGGCCAAGCCCGGUUCCCCUUCUCCCGGAAGCCGUGACUUUGCAGGGGUGCCGUCAUCCCCAUGUGUGUUCGCCCACACCACAACCAGGGGAAGCGUUGAGGCCCUGACUAAAUUCACGACUGCUUCCCCGGCCCAGUUUCUGUGACGCUGCCUCCCUGCGGCUGGGAGGUGGUUGGUGGUUUCCUCCAUGUGCGCCGGGGUGGCGGGGGAGCGAGACUCCUUGCGGCUUGUGCUGAAAUGUCAUGACUUGUGGCCGCUGGUUUCAGCCAGGAACAUUUCGUACCUCUGCGCUCUUUCGUAGGGAAGCUUGAGCAGAAAGCGAGCAAAGAGUGAGGAAGAAAAUCCUUUGCUGCUUAGCAGCCUUUCCCAGCAUGGCACCCUCUGGCUGUUUCAGACUACGACUCCCAGCAGCCCCAGGCAGCACAGUUGUUAGAGCGCGAGACUCUUAAUCCCAGGGUUGUGGGUUCGAGCCCCACAUUGCGUGAAAGAGUCCUGUGUUCCGGGGGGGGGCUAGAGGACCUUCAGGGUUCCCAUUCAACUUCACAUUUCCGUGAUUCUAGGGAUCCUGAGCGCAGCCUUUGAGCUUUGUGUUGGGAGUCCUGGUUAGUGACGCAGCAGCCCUUGUGGCUCCCUAGUGUGUGGUUGUGGUUGGAGAAAGAGGAACCAGGAGUGACACAUGAAGGCAGAGGCGUGGAACUGGCAAGCGUCCGUCACAAGCGCUGGGGACGCCUCGUGUGUUUGUUUUUCUGCCCUGUUACUAUGACAGUUCAGUGUCCGGUCAUGGCCGGAAUCUAUGUACAUGCAUGUUUCCCCAAAUGACUUUCGCAGGCUUCCAUUUCAAAGGCAGGAGGGCGCCCAACUAGCCAAUGGCUGCCUUGGGCUUGGAUUCAAUUUGAUUUAUUGCUUCGCUAUUCCACUUUCCAUUUGAAUGUAUCCGCGUACAGGCAAUGAAUCACAAAGACAGCAUCACAAGUAUGGUCACAUAUUAUAUAUAUGGAACCAUUCUUCUUCUUCUCUGGCGAUCCCUCGUAGCCGAGUAAGAUUGUCUUCCAUGAAUACGGUUUUAUCAAUGAGUCUGUAAGUGACUGUGGAGGCCAAUUCUGGAUCCUCACGUCCUUCCACAGUGCGGACGUAGGUUUCCGGGCAGGAGUUGAUCACAGGGUGGAUUUGCCAAGCAUGCCUUCCUCUUAGCGCGUUUCUCUCUUGCGUCCUGAGUUCGAGUGUCUUCAAAGCCCCUGACACCUUUGGUCAAGGCUGUUCUCCAAUUGGAGCCCUCUGCCUAACCACAGGAGCUGCGCCAGGUCCUUUGGAACCGUAGAACUGGACUCGGAAGGGGCCCAGAAAGUCAUCUAGUCUAACCCCCUGCAGUGCAGGAAUCGCAGUGAACAAGAAGACCAGCUGCAGUCAGGGCACGUCAGAGGCAGCAGGUGCUUCUGAUGGACAUUUUGGGGGGGCGUGGGGCUCUCUGUCCCUCCUCUCCCCCAUUCCACAGGGUGAAACGUGAACCCCACCCCACCCCGGUAGGCGGCCAGCAGCAGACCAACAUGCCGUUGCCUUUUCUGCGCUUUGCUCCCGCUGCCCUUAACUCGCUGCCCCUCCCAGCUUCCACGAGUUCUGCAUCCGCGGCUGGUGCAUCGUUGGGAAGAAGCAGACCUGCCCCUACUGCAAAGAGAAGGUGGACCUGAAGAGGAUGUUCAGCAACCCGUAUCCUUCAAGGAAGGGGGUCUGCAGGAGAGGGGAGGAAGGGUCUGCAGCCAGAACAGGCACACCAAGAAGCUCCUUUGACUGAAAGGCAGCAGCAGCCUAUGGCUGGGCGCAGGCUGGACAGGAGCAGCUUCUUCUGCCCAGUCCCUCAGAGGUUGCAGCCAUGGCAGUACAGUGGUACCUUGGCUCUCAAACUUAAUCCCUUCCGGAAGUCCGUUCCAAAAGCAAGGCGCGCUUUCCCAUAGAAAGUACAGUGGUACCUCGGGUUACAGACGAUUCAGGUUACAGAUGCUUCAGGUUACAGACUCCGCUAAUCCAGAAAUAUUAUCUCGGGUUAAGAACUUUGCUUUAGGAUGAGAACAGAAAUCGCGCAGCGGCGGCAGCAAGAGGCCCCAUUAGCUAAAGUGGUGCUUCAAGUUAAGAACAGUUUCAGGUUAAGAACGGACCUCCAGAACUAAUUAAGUUCUUAACCCGAGGUACCACUGUAAUGCAAAAUGGAUUAAUCCGUUCCAAGCUUUUAAAAACAACCCCUAAAACAGCAACUUAACAUGGAUUUACUAUCUAACGAGACCAUUGAUCCAUAAAAUGAAAGCAAUAAUCAACGUACUGCAGUCACACAAUCAUUCAAUCAGUAGCAGAACUAGGUUCCACACAGUUGCAAAAACAAAAACGCAAAAUAGUGAAAACAGGCAGACCUCAGCGUAACACUCAAAACGGAGCACGUUUGGCUUCCGAAAAAAGUUCGCAAACCGGGACACUUACUUUCAGGUUUGCCGUGUUUAGGUUCCAAGUUGUUUGAAUAGCAAGGCGUUUGAGAACCAAGGUACCACUGUAGUGCCUGAAAUGAUACAUGGUCUGGCAAAGGGACAGGCAGAGAAAAGUUUCCUUUCCUCUGUCAUCACUCCGGAUCUCGCGGGCAUCCAGCAGAGAUAAAAAGAAAGGACACACAGUUAACCUAUGGAACUCCCUCCCACAUGAGGCUAGAUGGCUUUAAAGGAGGACUGGGCAGAUUCAUGGAGGAGAGGAAGGGAUUAGCCCUGGGCUGAACGUCAAAAGAGCCUGCUGGAUCAGGCCAAUGGCUGAUCUGGUUCUGCAUCCUCUUCUCCCAGUGGCCAGCCUGUGGGAAACCAUCACGCAGGAACCGGCCACAAUAGCCCUCUCCUCCCCUGUGGUUUCCAGCAACUGGUGUUCAGAAGCACGGAGGCAGAGCUAGCAGCCAUCAACAGCCCUCCAUGAAUUUGUCCAAUCCUCUAGGUUGGCUGCCACCACUUUCCUGCAGCAGAGAGUUCCACAGUUUUAACUACCGUAUUUUUCACACCAUAAGACGCACCUAGCUUUUAGAGGGGGAAUGCAAGGGGAAUAUUUUUUUUAAAGGGAGCGCUGAGCAGAGCCUGUCUGCAUCCCAGGCACUGCUCAGCGCUCCCUUUCACGAGCCGUGUGGAGCGUGUGUGCGGUGCUUGCAGACUUUCCUCGGGGGGAAAGCCUCCAAGCGGCUCGUGAAAGGGAGUGCGGCUCUUGGGGGCUUUUCCGGGGAGGUGGGGCUGCCCUCUGUCCCUUCCCCCACCUCCCGCAAAAGCCAGCAAGAGCCGUGCGCUCUUUAAAGGGUGUGCGGCUCUUGGGGGCUUUUCCUGCUUGCCUCCCGCCUGCAUUCGCUCCAUAAGAUGCACACACAUUUCCCUUUACUUUUUAGGAGGGAAAAAGUGUGUGGAGCGAAAAAUACGGUAUGUUCCUCUGGAAGAACCUUCUCCCUGCAGCUGCCAAAGCUUCGGACCCGCAGGGGUCUGAAACUCAUUACUCGUUAAUUUGGGCAAUUCUAAGCGGGAGGAGCAGGUAUCCCACCGGCUUUGGGCCCCCCUGGUUUUUGCACCUCGAGUUUCCUUUUAACUCUUUCCGCUGCAGCUGGGAACGGCCGCACGUCAUGUACGGGCAGCUCCUCGACUGGCUCCGCUACCUGGUGGCCUGGCAGCCGGUCAUCAUCGGACUGGUCCAAGGGAUCAACUACAUCCUGGGCUUGGAGUAA